Molecule: messenger RNA, 444 nt
Organism: Achroia grisella
Lineage: Eukaryota; Metazoa; Arthropoda; Insecta; Lepidoptera; Pyralidae
Exons: 4
Coding region: 1-444 (147 amino acids)
Source: RefSeq, a predicted model, not a curated record
AUGACAGAACUAGACAAUUUACCCGUUUUAAACUCUUUCUUUGGUACAGAUUUGAAGUCCGGUUCAUUGAUAAUUGCAUCUGUUUGUAUUGUGCAUCCAAUGGCAUAUGGUUGUUCAUUAUUUAUGUCUAUCAGUUAUCUUCUCGUCACUAUUUGGAUACUGGUCGCUUUAUUUUUUGCUGCCAGUAUCUUAUUAUUCUGUGGCGUUCUUAAGGAUGAUGCUCUGCUAUGCUGUAUCUGGGUCUGGUACACAAUGAUUUUUGUGGUGGUGAUGUUAAUGAUGAUGAUUCUCCUUGCUCUAGUAUUUACAUCGAGGAAACAAAGAAACAGGGUGGUUAUCGCAAUAAUUGGCAUACUUUGGUAUCUAUUGACAAUAUACUUUAUUUUGAUCGUGAACAGCUAUCGCAAGAGUAUUGGAAUAAGUAAUAAAAAUCUAUAUAAAUGA